Molecule: messenger RNA, 9602 nt
Organism: Alligator mississippiensis (American alligator)
Lineage: Eukaryota; Metazoa; Chordata; Crocodylia; Alligatoridae
Gene: TET2
Product: tet methylcytosine dioxygenase 2
Exons: 12
Coding region: 401-6328 (1975 amino acids)
Biological process (GO): oxidative demethylation; positive regulation of transcription by RNA polymerase II; myeloid cell differentiation
Cellular component (GO): nucleus
Molecular function (GO): DNA 5-methylcytosine dioxygenase activity
Source: RefSeq, a predicted model, not a curated record
GUAAAAGGUGACAUCCUGGCCAGAUGACAAUACAUGGAGUAAAUACACAAAGCCAUUCAGCAAUUCCUUCUGGCUGUAGGAAGAUGGCUCUCCAGAUGCAAUUAGGGUCACUGUAAUGUCUUUGUACAUCCUGCAGUUGGUGUUUCAGGAAGGAACAGGUCAAGUUAGACUGUCUCCAAAGUAACCUGAGGUAAUUUGGAUGAAAGAAAGAGCUACAGUGUUUGCCAUAAUGCAGCAGGAGCCUUGUUUUAACAUCUGGAGUCCAAAACUGAGGUCAUAGAUAUGUCAAAAUAAGCAGCAAUACGAUAGCCUUAGCUAUGGCAGAGAAUGAAGGGAUAUCUUCUGUUUAUAAAAGAUACGCACAGAGGGCAGCCUUGUGGAUGGCCCCGGAGCAGGCCAGAUGGAACAGGAUAGAACCAACAAUGUUGAUGGCAAUAGAUUGAGUCCAUAUCUAAUACCACAUCCUUCUCAAGUUUGCCAAGUGGAGCCUUUGUCAGUGAAGUUGCAGAAUGGAAGUCCAUUAGCAGAAAAGCCACAUAUUGAAGUAAAUGGGGACCAUAAGUGGCUACAUUUUAAGAGCAGCUGUGGAAUACCACACGCGAAGGGAAAUCCAAAUAAUCGAGUCAGCCCUGACCUUCUACAGGAAAAGAGAAUAUAUCCCAAGUAUAUGCAAAAUGGUGGGAUAAAACGCACUUUUAGUGAGCCUUCUCUUUAUGGACUUCAUCAGAACAAGAAAAUUAAACAAGAUAAAGAGGUAAACGGGGAAAAAGAUGAGCCAGGAGAAAACAAUGAAAAACCAAGCAUCUCUGAAUCCUGCAGUGAGAAGGAAUCUUUGAGUUUUACAGAAAAAGAAAAUGCAGCUUCAGAUUUUAUACAGUCUUCAAGAUACAACUAUGGUGGUUCAGAAAAUCCUCAUGAUCUUCAGCAGAAUGAAAAGGAGAGGGAAAACGUUAAUUGCCACAACAGGGACAUUGUCUUACUACUUAAGAACAAGGCAGUGCCAAUGCCUAAUGGUGCUACAGUUUCUGCCUCUUCCAUGGAAAGCAUGCAUGAUGAACUCCUGGAGAAAACACUGUUACAAUAUUAUCCAGAUCAUGUUUCCAUUGCAAUGCAGAAAAAUACAUCUCAAAUAAAUGCCAUUACCAGUCAGGCUACUAAUGAGUUGUCCUAUGAGACAACACAUUCAUCCCAUACCUCAGGGCAGAUCACCUCCCCACAGACCUCAAAUUCUGAGCUGCCUCAAGUGCCAGCUGUAGUGGUUGCUGAGGUCUACAAUACAGAAGACUCCAGUAAACCACGUGUAUUGCCAGGUAGCUAUUCACUUCAGAAACCAGAACUACAGCUACAGCAACAAAAUCCAGUCUGUGAUACACCCCAGGUUCCUGUAUGGAACAGGACUGUUCAUGGAAAUAUGGGGCAGGUACCCAGCCAGGAUCUCUCUCCAAGUUCCAGCAGUAAUCUGCAAGCUCAGGACAACACCCUGGAGGGGUUCCCAGAGCAAGCAGAAAAAAAUGGUGCUUUGUUUAAACAAAACUCAAUGUUUAAUAACGAUUCUUUCACUCCUCCUCCUGCUCCUAUUCCUCCCCUUCCUCUUCCUGUUCCUCCUCCUCCUGAUCCAGAAAUGAAGAGAGCACUACCCACUGGGGUUACAGAAGGGUAUAAUCCCUAUGAUAAUAGAAAGGCUGAAGCUCUUCCUAGGGAAGAGAAGUGCGAAGGGCAGCAGGAAGGACUGAUGUCAGAAAGUCCUGGCCUUGCCCAGCAACAACCCAACCCUCAACAGAGGCUUCCCCAAAAGCCUCAGGUGACACAGCAGGAUGGUAGUGAAAGCGAUCUGGCAACUGCUAUGAUGGCAUCAUUCCAGCAGUGCCCAGAAGACAUGAAGCCAACAACUGAAUCUUGUGUCCAAGAUUUGCAAGUGCGUGGAAGUGAUGGAGAGUUGCAGCAACACUAUCAGCAUUUCCUGGGACAAAGAGAACCUGAGACCUCUUCUCAGAAAGAAAAGGGCGAGGUGAAAGAUCCUGUGCAGCAGACAAAACAUUAUCCCAAACCAGGUUGGAUAGAAUUGAUUUCCACCCAUUUUCGCCAUGGAGAGUCUCUACAGAAGCCCAGUGAGGCACUAUUGAGGUCAGUUCUUCAGUUACGGUCAAAUCCACCUGAAUCAGCACGCUCAAAGCAGUAUACUGGGAGUCCUGAUGCAUUAAAAGUGCCUUCAGGACAGUCCCACAGCCAGAAAAUAAUCCAGCCUGAACAAAUGCCUCUUCCAUACAAAAGCAAGACAGCACAACUGCAACUUCUCCCUAUGGCUGACCAGUGGCUUCAGUUCCAAAAGUGCUCACCCCAACCACAGCUCACAAAGAUGGAUCCUCUGCCAAAAUCCCACAUGCAGCACCAUCAGUCACAACAGUUUCAUUUUCAGCCAAGACCAGAAGAAACUGAGCUGCCUUUGGGGUCUCACUUAAAACAGCAGCACUUGAAUCCCCAAACAUUGGAGAACGAGCAGUUCUUACAUUCACAUAUUUUAAAGCAGAUGCUGCAAAAACAGACGCAGCACACACAACUGUCACGGAGUCCACAGCUCACUCCAAACCAGCAGCAGCAACAAGCCUUGCAAAUGAAGAAUAAAGAACUGUCUCAAACUAUUUCCCAUUCCCAAAGCAACAGUGAACAGCAAAUUGUUGGAACAUCCUUUAGCCAGAUUAAACUGGAAGAAUGUUUUCAUGCUGAGAAUAAAUAUAUAAAAUCAACUGAGUUCCCACAUACUAACUCCCAGCUGGGAUUAGAGCAGGUACAAAAGGUGAACAGUAAAUCUUCCCUUUGUGAUCAGAUUUUAAAAACAAAUGUUAAUCCCCAGCAUCCUUGCCCAAACAGUGUGCACUUGACCUCAAAGAAGGAAGACGCCAUAAAUGUUGAACACUUUGGUAUAAGCAAAAUGCAGGACUUGCAACAUAUGCAGUAUUUUCCAAAUAGUCUCACCCCAAAACAAGAUGUGAAUCAUUGCUUUCAAGAACAAGAGCAACAGACUCAGCAGGCUUCAGUUAGACAACUACCACUCCAACACAUACCAGGAUAUGGUGCUGGCCUGAAUCAAGGUAUGUCUAGCCAGCAAGCUACACAGAUUCAGCAAAGGUACUUACCACACAGUCAGCAAACUCCCUCACACUCACAAGAGCAGAGAGGUUGUCACCUUCAGCCUCAACCCCAUAAAGAUUUUCAAAAGCACGCUGCUCUUCGGUGGCUUCUCUUACAAAAGCAAGAACAGCAAGGACAACAGCCACCCAAAACUGAAUUAGGUCCCAGUGUGGUACGCAAGCCUAUAAAAGUUGAGGCUGGCUCAAAGUCUAACAUGGGCAUGCGUCCAUUAACUGGACAGCUGGAAAACAAAACAUGGAAGAAAACAAUUAAACAAGAGAAUCAGCACUUUGGUUGUGUGAAUGUGCAACAAAAGAGUAUCAUUGAGACAAUGGAGCAGCAGGUAAAACAGUUUCAGGUCAAAUCACUGUUCGAUCACAAAGCUCUUACUAUCAAAUCACCUAAGCACGUGAAGAUUGAAGCAGCAGGCCCUAUCACUAUCCUAUCAAGAACUACUAGUGCUGCAGAAUUUGACAGUCAGACUCUAACCUUUGAUCAUCAAGCAAAUCCUUCUGCUGAAAGAACCCCAACCAAAAGAACAGCUGGUACUGUUCUCAACAAUUUUUUAGACUCACCUUCCAAGUUAUUGGAUACUCCUGUAAAAAAUUUAUUGGACACACCUGCCAAAACCCAAUAUGAUUUCCCAUCAUGCAGUUGUGUUGAACAAAUUAUUGAAAAAGAUGAAGGUCCUUUCUAUACUCAUCUAGGAGCCGGUCCUAAUGUGGCAGCUAUUAGAGAGAUCAUGGAAGAAAGAUUUGGACAGAAAGGUAAAGCUAUAAGGAUUGAGAGGGUCAUCUAUACUGGGAAAGAAGGCAAAAGUUCUCAGGGAUGUCCUAUUGCUAAAUGGGUAGUUCGUAGAAGUAGUGAUGAAGAAAAGCUGCUUUGUUUGGUGCGGGAACGAGCUGGCCAUACCUGUGAAACAGCAGUGAUAGUGAUCCUCAUCCUGGUAUGGGAGGGGAUUCCUGUGAGCCUAGCAGAUAAGUUGUAUUCCGAACUCACCGACACUCUGCGGAAGUAUGGCACGCUUACAAAUCGACGGUGUGCCCUCAACGAAGAACGGACUUGUGCAUGUCAAGGGCUGGACCCUGAAUCUUGUGGUGCUUCUUUUUCCUUUGGUUGCUCCUGGAGUAUGUACUACAAUGGAUGUAAAUUUGCCAGAAGCAAGAUCCCAAGAAAGUUUAAACUUAUAGGGGAUGAUCCAAAAGAGGAAGAAAAACUGGAGUCCAAUUUGCAAAACCUAUCAACACUGAUGGCACCUACCUAUAAGAAACUUGCACCUGAUGCAUAUAACAACCAGAUUGAGUAUGAACACAGAGCACCAGAGUGCCGUCUGGGUUUAAAAGAAGGUCGUCCAUUCUCAGGGGUCACUGCCUGCCUGGAUUUUUGUGCUCAUGCUCACAGAGACUUGCACAAUAUGCAGAAUGGAAGUACACUGGUAUGUACACUAACUAGAGAAGACAAUCGUGUAAUUGGCCAAACUCCAGAAGAUGAGCAGCUACAUGUACUCCCAUUAUACAAAGUCUCUGAUAUAGAUGAGUUUGGAAGCACUGAGGGCCAGGAGGAAAAAAAGAGGAAUGGCAGCAUCCAAGUCCUCAACUCCUUUCGGAGGAAAGUGAGGAUGCUGGCAGAGCCUGUUAAGACAUGCCGGCAAAAGAAGCUAGAAGCCAAGAAAGCAGCAGCAGAAAAGCUUUCCUCCUUGGAAAAUGGCUCUAACAAAACUGAAAGAGACAAGUCUUCUGCUGCACGCCACAAACAAGCCAAUUUGGAGGCUGCCAGUCAAGCAAAACAGCUAGCAGAUCUUUUACGUCUUUCAGGACCAGCCAUGCAACAGCAGCAGCAGCAUCUACAGCAUACUCUCUCUAACAACCCCCAGUCAAAUCCUAUUAACUCCUACUCGGGUUCAGGUCCGGCAAAUCUUUAUAUGAGGCUGCCUAACCCAGCUAAUGCUUAUCCAAGUUCAACAUAUACAUCAGAUCCCUACGGAGGGUCCAACCCCAUGAACGUUUAUACAACCUCAUCACAGCCUGCAGGGUCUUAUUUGAAUUCUUCCAACCCCAUGAACCCUUAUUCAGGAUCACUAAAUCAAAAUAACCAAUAUCCAUCUUACCAAUGCAAUGGAAACAUGCCUGUGGACAACUGCCCCUCUUACUUGGGUUCCUAUCAACCACAACCUCAGCACAUGGACUUGUAUAGGUAUCAGAGCCAAGACCCUCUAUCUAAACUAAGUCUACCACCUAUUCAUACACUAUACCAGCAUAGGUUUGGGAAUAACCAGAAUUUUGGUCCCAAAUACUUGAAUUAUGGAAACCAAAAUAUGCAGGUAGACUCUUUCAAUAAUUGUGCCAUUAGACCAAAUGUGCAUCAUGUAGGGUCUUUCUCCCCUUAUCCCACCCAUGAGGCUGAUAGCCAUUUUAUGGAUGUUGCCUCAAAAUUAAAAUCUAAUCUCAGUAAUCCAAGCAUGGAUUAUGCUUCCAUGAAUAAAAAUGGUGAACAUCAAUUACAGCCACCUUCACAUUUAGCACAUGACUACCAUUCUGCUUCACAUAUGUUUAAUGGUCCUCCUAAUUCACUGCAUCUCCAAAAUAAGGAUAGUGAAAUGACUUCACACACAGCUAAUGGCAUGUCUAACAUGCUUCCAGGACAAAAUCAUGAUAGGACUACUCCCCAAGGUGGUUUAGAUAAAACUGAUGUGAUGAUUCCAGAAAAAGCAGAGGACCCUGAUGACAUCUGGUCAGAUAAUGAGCAGAGUUUUCUGGACCCGGAUAUUGGAGGAGUGGCAGUUGCUCCAUCUCAUGGUUCAAUUCUCAUUGAAUGCGCAAAACGUGAGCUUCAUGCAACAACCCCCUUGAAAAAUCCCAACAGGAACCAUCCUACUAGGAUAUCACUUGUCUUCUACCAGCAUAAGAGCAUGAAUGAGCCAAAACAUGGUCUGGCUCUGUGGGAGGCAAAGAUGGCCGAGAAGGCAAGAGAAAAAGAAGAGGAGUGUGAGAAAUAUGGUCCAGACUACGUGCCUCAGAAAUCUUAUGGCAAAAAAGCAAAGCGGGAGCCUACUGAAUCACAUGAACCCUCCGAACCAACAUACGUGCGUUUUAUCCAGUCUCUCGCACAAAGGACUAUGUCAGUCACCACAAACUCCACAGUAACUACAUCUCCAUAUGCCUUUACACGGGUUACAGGGCCUUACAACAGAUAUAUAUAACUUCACACCUAUGUUGGUUACCUCAUUUUAAAAAACAGCUUGUCAGUAGGGUAGUUCUUGUUUAGGUUGGGGGGUGGGGGGGAAGAGGGAAAGAAGCAGUAUUUUUGUUAAAGUUGUCAGUGGAAGAACCUCAGCACACCAGCAAAAAGAGGUAAUCUUACCACCGCACUUAUUUUCCACUGACUUUUAAGUGGUCGCAGAUGGCAAGAGGGAAAUAAGACCAAAGCAUCCUAUGCAAAAAAAAAAAAAGUGUUUCACAAUUUACAUUCGAAAACACUGGCUUCAUUAUUGGAAGGGAUAAUCAGCUAACCUAAUUUUUCCUUACAUUUUUGCACAUCUGUGACCACUUUUAAUAAUAAUAAAGUUUGCAUAAUCAUGGAACAGGAGCAAAAAAAAAUAAAAUACUGUAGUAUUACAACAGCAGGAAUCUUAAAAUACCAUCUGGUGCUGAAUCUAUGAUGUACUGAAAUACUGGAAUUAUGGCUUUUUAACAUGCAGUUUUUACUGUAAUCUUAAUAGUCUCUUGAUUUUAUUUAACAAAGUAGAUACAUAUUGAACAUAAUGAAUAGACAGCAAAACACUGAAUUUGUUUGGAUAUUCUAAAACAUGGUGCUAUCUAUGAGAAUGGUGUCUUUAUUUUAACAGUUGAACAGUUAAUGCCUUUAUAAUAGUUAAAAUGUCAAUGGUGUACUGAAAUGUUCUUCAACAAUAGGGUGGACCUUUUCAUUCAUGUACGUAUCAGAUUUACCUGUUGUUAAAACAAGCUUACUUUUUAACAUACGGGAAUUGUAAAGACCUCUGGAUUUUGCUCAUCCAGUCAAGUCCUUGGUAAAGGACAAUAAAGUAUAAAGAGAUAUUUUUUUUUAACUAGUGUUUCAAAAGCACUUUGUCUACCUAAGCUUGGCAACUUGAACAAUGCUAAGGUACUGAGACAUUAAAAAAAAGAGUUUACUUUGAUUUUAAAAUGCAAAGAGAUUUUUAAAAAAGAAAAUAAAGCUUUUAAAUACUUUUGGUUUCAGCCAUACAUCUGCUGGUGAGCUACAUAUCCAUUUUUAAUACAGUCAGUUACAGUAGAAAUGGGGCUUACUGGCGACAAGGGAAUAAUUUAGUACACAAAACACGUUUUUCUGGUGCUCAUCUCACACAGCUAUACUGUAAACUGUUUUCUACAAUUAUUAUGACAAGUUCAUUGCUCAAAUGUGUACAGUUUUAAGACGAGAAUUUUAUAUUAACCACAGGUAAUAAUUAGCAGCAUGUGACAGAAUCUACAACUAGUUAGCUUAGGCUUCUGCUGUUUUUAAAGAUCUGUAUGUUCUUCAAAUAUUGAAUGGCAGAUUGCUUUUGUAUUGGUAAUUAUGUACAUUGUGGCGUAUGUCAUUUCUCGGUGUAAGUGUCCUCUUUUCCAGGAAGACUGAGCAGGCUGAUGCCUACGCAGAUGAAUGAAACAGGGUUAGUUCUGUGUGAUUCCGUUGAUUAAAUAGAAAAACAAUAGGCAGCUGGCUUGCUGUGGUGGUUUUAAAUGAUUAAUUUGUAUAAGAAAAAGUAAAAAUUGUAUAGUAAAUUAAAUUGUAAACAAAACUUUUUUAAUGCAAUGCUUUAGUAUUUUAGUACUGUAAAAAUAUUAAAUAUAUAUAUAUAUAUAUAUAUAUAUAUAUAUAUAUAUAUAUAUAUAUAAAAACAUAUAUAUAUUUGGGUUUGGAGCUGAAUUCACAUCAUGGUGCUACUCAGCCUGCUACAAAUAUAUCAUAAUGUGAGCUAAAAAUACAUUAAAAAGUUUGAGUGAUGUUCCUACUUGUCAUAUACCUCAACACUAGUUUGGCAAUAGGAUAUUGAACUGAGAGUGAAAGUUUAUAAUAUUGUAUACCAUCUUUUUUCCCCCCAAUAGCCUUUGAAAAAAAAAACUUUUUUUCUCAGUACUUGAUAUUUUAGCAAGUAUAACUUGAACUUCAACUUUUUUUUGUUCUAAAAAUUCAGGGAUAUUUCAGCUCAUGUUCUCCUUAUGCCAACAUGUCACCUGUGUGUAUGUAAAGCUGUUGUAGGUUAAUAAAUAUAUUAUUCUUGGGGUUUUUAUGUUUUUUCAGGGAUUUAACUCUUCUCUUAUGAAUCCCUCCUCUAAUUUUACUUGUAUAUGUAUUGGUGUAACUAAAACUAAUUUUGUAAAUUUGUUAGCUCUUUUUAUUGUAAUGAAAGUGUUUAAAAGUUUUAGAAUGUUUUGCCUGUUUCAAACAAACAAAAAAAAGAAAGUAGAAUGCACUGAGCUGAAAGGGAAAAUUGUAAGGCAGGGGUUUGGCAAGUGACCAUUUGCUAGAGUUUCUCAAGUCACUCUCUAAACAAGGCUUCUCAGAUUAUGUAAUUAAUAAAAUGAAAAAGGUACAGUCUGUAUGAGGGCUUCCCUAAACAUGUAAACCUCCAUCACUUAGACAUAUGUUGUGCAAUAUACUGUAAGACAUUAAGUUUGAGCUAAAGAAAUUUUGUUUAGCAGAAUUAAAACAUAAUUCUAUUAAAUCAAAGGAGGCCUUUUGGUUUUAUUGGUUAAAUAUUUAUUAUGGCAAUUUCAGAAAUUCUUAGUCUGUGACUUUACCCACUGUAAAGACAAACAUUCUUUAAAAAAAUGUUUAUAGUUACCUUAUAUAUUAGGUUAAUUAAAUAAUUUUAAAAUGUAAUCCUCUAAUUUUUUGAGUCAUACAUGCAUCAUGCCAUCCAUAGUAGAUGUUUGGUUAAUAUACCAUACACUGUCAUUUGCCAAACUGCUGGCAAACAAUAGCAGGAAGAUAAGUUGGCAAUUCAGUUAUGUAUUGUAAAUAUCUGAACUGUAAUUUUGGUGUACAGACCCUGCCUCAGUUUGAGUGAAUGAAAAAAGCAGACCUAAAAUUGCUUGUAUAGGAUUAUCAGGUUGACUAUAGCCAUACUUGAAGAUGCUUCUGAGUGGUGUCAACUUUACUUGAAUGAAUUUUUCAUCUUGAUUGACGCACAGUGGUGUAAAGUUCACUUCUAAAGCUAGUGGUUAACUUGUGUAGGAAACUUUAGCAGUUUGACACUAAGGUAAUGAACUUCUGUGUGCAUUUUCUAUGCUUAUGUUCUACCUUUUUUUUUUUACUUUAGUUUCAUUCAUUUUCAUGAAAUGUUUGGUAUGUCUAUAAAAUCUGAGGAUGGUUAUAAAUACUGUAAGUAUUGUAAUGUAAUGCAGGUUAUUUGAAAGCUGUUUAUUAUUAUAUCAUUCCUGAUAAUGCUGAGAUGUGGGUGUUUUUAAUAAAAUUUAUAUUUAUUUAAUGCA